AAGACGGUUCUGUUGCGAGCGGGGUGGGGUUGGCGGAGGAAAGAUGGCCUUGUUGCGGUGGCUUUUGGUGUGCAGCACAAUCUUGCUCAGCUGUAUCUGCAAGCGGGCGCUGCUGGAGCAGCGGAUCCCCGGUGGACGGAUGAAUGCUUCCAUGGAGAAUCCUGACGUGCGUAAGGCCCUUCAAUUCGCCAUGAACAAAUACAACAGAGCCAGCAAUGACAUGUACGGUAGUCGCGUGUCCGAGGUCGUCAGAGUCCAAACACAAGUUGUCGAAGGAUUGAAGUAUUACUUCACUGUUAAGGUUGGGCGAACAGUUUGUCGUAAAGGAGUAGCUGUUCUUGAAACCUGUGCAUUUCAUGAAGGACCUAAUCCGGCAAAGACUGUGACUUGCAGUUUUGAGGUUCACUCUGUUCCUUGGAGGAGCCAUAUUUCCCUGUUACAAAGUGUCUGCACCUAAAAACACCUUUGGUUUCCUGCAAGACAGCUUUCUGCUAUUCUGAUGCGAUUUCUCUAGUCAAGACAAGUGACGAUCCAGACACAUUCUCAUGUGAGAAUUGUUGCUGCUAAUUCAGCAAUGCUUAUGUCUACAUUCCUGUAGUCUUCCUUCUAGAAUACUUUAUAAACUUGUCAUCUUAUUUUGCAAGCAUGGGGUGUGUCAUAGUUAAUUAGCAGAGAAAAUCACAUUAAAGUUUUUCUUGUCAAAUGUU
This is a messenger RNA of Candoia aspera, 707 nucleotides long. Its product is annotated as cystatin-2-like. The record is from RefSeq and is a predicted model, not a curated record. Lineage: Eukaryota; Metazoa; Chordata; Lepidosauria; Squamata; Candoiidae. The transcript has 3 exons. Gene Ontology annotation, molecular function: cysteine-type endopeptidase inhibitor activity. The coding region runs from base 44 to 457 and encodes 137 amino acids. Gene Ontology annotation, cellular component: cytoplasm; vesicle.